AUGUCCCGCUCCGCUGCAGACGCGACCCGAUUCACGGCCACCGGGCCCUACGCGCACUCCAAGCCCGGCUCGGCCAGCGCGGCGGCCCCCUACAAGCUCCCUAGCUCGAUGGCAAAGCCCACCUCCCAGCAACAGCAACAGCCGCAGUUAAACGCCAAUGGCAGACCGGAGUCUCCCAAGGAAAAGGUCGAGCGGUUGAGGGCCCAAGCCCGCGCGGCCCGGUUAGCUCAGUCGACGUCGCGGGUGGAUCAGAUGAUUGAAGUAGGACGUCGAUUUGCGAACAAGGCGCAUAAGACGAUGGUGUACACUCUGAUUGCUGCAUCUGGUGUCUGCGGAGCUCUAACAGUCUACUCCGUCAUCUCUCUAACGCUAUACAACCGUCGGCAGCGGGCUCUGUGGGUGGAGAAGGAAAUGCAGAGACUGCAGGAUGCGAAGACGGCGUAUGCUGCCGGGACGGCCAACACGGAGCAAUUGGAGCUGUUGAAGAAUGAGAAGAUCGGGGAGAUCUUCCAGCAAAAGAAGGAGGAGGCUAAGGCGCAGCGGCCCUGGAAUCAGGUCAAGAACUUCAUCUUUGGUGGUUUGAAGCAGGAUGAGAAGGCCGCUGCUGAUAGCAGCAGCUCUAUCCCCGAUAGUGUCCUGGAGGGCGGCAACAAGUCCGCAGUGCUGGAGGCGCUGAACGCUAAGGCUGCGGAGGAUGCGGCCAAGUCUGCUGCUCCUGCUGUUCCCAAGGGCCAGCUGGAUGCGUUGGCUGAGAACGCCGAAGAUGCUGCGAAGCAGUCGACGCGAAGCUGGACGAGCUGGUUUACUGGACGGUAA
Aspergillus tubingensis is the source of this 816-nucleotide messenger RNA. Its product is annotated as cytochrome c oxidase assembly protein COX14. Lineage: Eukaryota; Fungi; Ascomycota; Eurotiomycetes; Eurotiales; Aspergillaceae. The transcript has 2 exons. The record is from RefSeq and is a predicted model, not a curated record. The coding region runs from base 1 to 816 and encodes 271 amino acids.